AUGCUCAUCUCAGCUGCAUCAAUGACCCCAGAGGCAGGUGGCCCAGGCUCCCAGGGGCCCCCAGGGGCCCCACCACCCUUGCUGCCCAAGCCAGGAAAGGACAACCUGCGUCUGCAGAAACUUCUAAGGAAGGCAGCUCGGAAGAAGGUGACUGGGAGCGGGCCCCCUGCCCCACCUGGAGCCUUUCGCACCUCUCUGUCUCCCGUAAGCGAGGUCAGCCAUGACCAGGAGACCACAGCCCCACGCCUCACUGAGACCCCGCGCAUGGUGGCCACCCUGUCCCGCUCCCCACACACCCCCAUCAUCCAUCAUGUUGCAUCGCCCAAGCAGAAGUCUGGAUUCUCCUUCAGUCUCACCCAGCGUAGAACUCUGGCUGCACAUUUCAAGGCCACGGCACCCCAGCUUGUGGCCCCAACCCCAGAACCUGUCCACCCCCCAAGUGGCAUCACUGUAGUCUCUGCCCCAGCAUCAAGGGAUACUCAUAUCACCCAGAUGCAUAUCCGGCUGGCACCAUCCCCACAUGCUGAGAUCUCUGAGCCCCCAAGGGGGGCCCUGGAAGGGGGGCCCAGUGGCCAGGACCAAGACAUGGCACCUUGCUCACCCAGGGCCCAGCCUCUCAUCCCAGUGGCUCACAUUCGCCCACUGCCCACUGGGACCCUGGCUGCCAGUCCUCAGCCUGAGGAGCCCCCUGUACCAAGGCCCCCACCUGGCUUCCAGGCCUCAGUGCCCAGAGAGGCUGGCACCAGGGUCGUGGUACCCAUAGCCCCCACCUACCGCUCACCAGGACCCUCACCUCACAGCCAGGCCCCUGUGGUUCCUGAAGCUGAGCACCUGGCAGGGUCCCCCACUGCUGACUCUGCUGUUGGGGCAGAGGCAAUUUCCAACCCCCUUAGGAUCUUGUCAUCUACCCCACCAUCAGGCCCUCACCCAUGCCCUGUCCCCAAAGUCGCACCCAAACCCCAGCUCAGCGGCUGGACGCGUCUCAAGAAGCAGCUGAUGGAAGAGGCAGAGGAGCCCCCAUUCCUGGGGCCAGAUCAGACCCAAGCACCUGCAGAGCAGGAGGCAACUGCCCAGGCUCGUCCCCGGCCCCCCGCCUCCCGGGCCUCCAGGAUGUGGGAUGCAGUGCUGUACCGCAUGUCGGUGGCCGAGUCCCACAGCCGCCAGGACAAACCCAGGGAUGGGCAGCACACCUUGCCUGGCCUCGGCCGGCUGCCCUUCUUGUACCGCCCUCGCUUCAAUGCCCGGAAACUACAGGAGGCCGCCCGACCCCCUCCUGCGAUCCACUCCAUCCUACCGCUGAGCCCCCAGCCCAAGAACUUCAACAGGACAGCGACUGGCUGGAGGCUCCAGUGA
Messenger RNA from Tupaia belangeri chinensis (Chinese tree shrew), 1353 nucleotides. It is a transcript of the gene PRR33, whose product is annotated as proline rich 33. The transcript has a single exon. The record is from RefSeq and is a predicted model, not a curated record. NCBI's taxonomy places the organism in Eukaryota, Metazoa, Chordata, Mammalia, Scandentia, Tupaiidae. The coding region runs from base 1 to 1353 and encodes 450 amino acids.